UUUCCCUCCUCGUCGGAAUUCGUUUGUGUGCUUACUCCUGGGCCUUGCUUGUCCGGGGACGACCAUGGCCGGCUGCCAUUGCUCGCGACGCAAGCUGGGGGAUUUCGUGUGGACGUCGUGGGCACCAUCUCCGGCGGACAAUGGCUGGUGUGCUUCGUUCGUGUCGAGGGUGGAGGUGAUCGUCGGUGAGCCUACUGCAGCCGCCCUCGCGUAUGGUCUUGACCGUGCGGACAACCGACGACGGCGGGGCGCAUGAGAGUGGGAAAGGAGGGCGAUUUUGUAUGGUACCGGUCGCGGGCAGAUAGGAUGAAUAUUGAUGACGAGGCGGACGAUGGCGGGGGCACGACGGGAGGCGGUGAUUAGGUGUAGACAGCCUGUAUUUGGUGGACAAAGGGUGGAAAUGAGUGUGUUCGGUACGAUGGGCUCGGUUACUGCGGCCGCGCUCGCGUAUGGUCUGGGCGACUCGGGCGGCCGAGUGCUUGUGCACGUCCGGGGAAGGCAUGCGGUUCGGCGGGUGAGGCUGCUGCCUGCGUCGGCGGAGACCUGGCGCAGGGCGCCGAUUGUCGGUGGUGGACAGGACACGGCCGCAGGCGGGUGCUCGGGUGCAGGCAGAGGGAGACGUUCACCGAGCUUCGUGAUGAAGUCUGUGACGGCGAAAUGAAUAUGGAGCGCUCCGUUACGAGAAAGCUGACGGCGUACGGAAGUCGCAUGAGGAGCGGAGCGAUGCAAGGAGUGG
Dichomitus squalens LYAD-421 SS1 is the source of this 736-nucleotide messenger RNA. RefSeq lists its product as uncharacterized. The record is from RefSeq and is a predicted model, not a curated record. NCBI's taxonomy places the organism in Eukaryota, Fungi, Basidiomycota, Agaricomycetes, Polyporales, Polyporaceae. The coding region runs from base 65 to 256 and encodes 63 amino acids. The transcript is spliced from 3 exons.